CACCUUCUUCUUCCUUUUCUCCCACACUUCCACAGAAGAAAAAAUAAAAAUAAAAACCUUUCCUUUCUUAUUAAACCACCAUGAAACUCCAAGCUUCAUCUCCUCAAGACAACCAACCAUCAAACACGACCAACAACAGCACUGACAGUAACCACUUAUCCAUGGACGAACAUGCCAUGCGUUCCAUGGAUUGGGAUUCAAUCAUGAAAGAACUUGAGGUUGACGAUGACUCUGCACCUUACCAGCUUCAACCGUCGAGUUUCAAUCUCCCUGUCUUUCCCGAUAUCGACUCAUCCGAUGUUUACCCCGGUCCAAAUCAGAUAACCGGGUACGGGUUCAAUUCUCUCGAUAGCGUUGACAAUGGAGGAUUCGAUUACAUCGAAGACCUCAUUCGAGUCGUGGACUGUAUCGAAUCAGACGAGUUACACCUCGCUCAUGUGGUUCUAUCACAACUCAAUCAACGUUUACAAACUUCCGCGGGUAGACCGUUACAAAGAGCAGCGUUUUACUUCAAGGAAGCUCUCGGUUCGCUUUUAACCGGAACUAACCGGAAUCAAUUAUUUUCGUGGUCCGAUAUUGUUCAGAAGAUCCGAGCGAUUAAGGAGUUUUCCGGUAUAUCUCCGAUUCCUCUCUUCUCUCACUUCACGGCAAACCAAGCGAUCCUCGACUCGCUCAGCUCGCAGUCGUCUUCUCCGUUCGUCCACGUGGUUGAUUUCGAGAUCGGGUUCGGUGGUCAAUACGCAUCGCUCAUGAGAGAGAUCGCUGAGAAAUCAGCAAACGGCGGGUUUCUGAGAGUCACGGCGGUUGUGGCGGAGGAUUGCGCCGUCGAGACGCGGCUGGUGAAAGAGAACUUGACUCAAUUCGCGGCGGAGAUGAAAAUUCGUUUUCAGAUAGAGUUCGUUCUGAUGAAGACGUUCGAGAUUUUAUCUUUCAAGGCGAUUAGGUUCGUGGACGGAGAGCGAACCGUCGUGUUGAUAUCUCCGGCGAUUUUCCGCCGUGUGAUUGGAAUCGCUGAGUUUGUGAACAACUUAGGAAGAGUGUCGCCUAACGUCGUCGUUUUCGUGGAUAGCGAAGGAUGUACGGAGACAGCAGGAUCUGGUUCGUUCCGGCGGGAGUUUGUUAGCGCUUUUGAGUUCUACACGAUGGUGCUGGAGUCGUUAGACGCCGCCGCUCCUCCGGGAGAUUUGGUGAAGAAGAUCGUGGAAACAUUCCUGUUACGUCCGAAGAUCUCCGCGGCGGUGGAAACGGCGGCGAAUAGGAGAAGCGCCGGUCAGAUGACGUGGCGGGAAAUGUUGUGCGCCGCCGGGAUGAGACCGGUCCAGCUAAGCCAGUUCGCUAACUUUCAAGCUGAGUGCUUACUGGAGAAGGCGCAGGUCAGAGGGUUCCACGUGGCUAAACGACAGGGAGAGUUGGUGCUGUGCUGGCAUGGGAGGGCACUCGUUGCCACGUCAGCGUGGCGCUUUUAGAUAACCGUAUUAUAGACUUGUUUGGUUUAACAAUGAUAUAGAAUCGAAUUUCGGUU
Molecule: messenger RNA, 1522 nt
Organism: Brassica oleracea var. oleracea
Lineage: Eukaryota; Viridiplantae; Streptophyta; Magnoliopsida; Brassicales; Brassicaceae
Product: scarecrow-like protein 15
Exons: 1
Coding region: 81-1466 (461 amino acids)
Biological process (GO): regulation of DNA-templated transcription
Cellular component (GO): nucleus
Molecular function (GO): DNA-binding transcription factor activity; sequence-specific DNA binding
Source: RefSeq, a predicted model, not a curated record